Parasteatoda tepidariorum (common house spider) is the source of this 1497-nucleotide messenger RNA. The record is from RefSeq and is a predicted model, not a curated record. Lineage: Eukaryota; Metazoa; Arthropoda; Arachnida; Araneae; Theridiidae.
CGGUGAAGAGAAAUUGUAAUUUGCAGCGCCACGAGUGGAGGAGAAACAAGCUUCUAUUUUGGAGAUUAGCCAGAGCAGGAGAUUCCAAGCUGCGUAGUGAAAUUCGGAGAAAACGUGACCUUCUUGCUCUUGAGCUCAUUGAAGCAAUGGCAGCUGCACGGAAUUUAUUUACUUUUUUGCGCCAUUCUCCUCUCUUGAACAAAACUCAGUCCAAUAUUUUAACAAAAAAUGUCAGAAGUAUCUUUUGGUCUCCCGUACAUAAUCUGGAGGAUGCGAGAAAAACCGACAAGCGCGUGAAAUGCACUUUAAUCCCAGGCGACGGCGUUGGUCCCGAACUUUGCCAGUCAGUCAAGGAUGUUUUUCAGGCUAUUAGUGUUCCCGUAGAAUUCGAAGAGUUGUUCUUGAGCGAGGUUCACCAAUCUAUGAGCGUUUCUGUCGAAGAGGUGAUGCAAUCUGUUAAAAAAAACGGAGUAGCCCUGAAAGGUACCUUGCAGUCUCCAUUCAGCACCCACACCGGUGAAUUGCAAACGCUCAACAUGAAGAUCAGAAAGGACUUGGAUUUAUUCGCCAAUGUCGUCCACGUUCGAACUUUUCCCGGAGUAAAAACUCGGCACAGUAACCUGGACUUUGUGAUUAUUCGGGAGCAGACGGAAGGGGAGUACAGCGCUCUGGAGCAUGAAAGUGUUCCUGGAGUUAUCGAGUGCCUCAAAAUCGUCACCCAAGAGCGGUCUGCAAAAAUCGCCAAGUUUGCUUUCGACUACGCCACCAAGAGGGGUCGCAAGAAGGUGACAGCCGUCCACAAAGCGAACAUCAUGAAGCUGGGAGACGGUCUCUUCCUCCGAUGCUGCGAGGAGGUCUCCAAGCUCUAUCCCCAAAUCGAAUUCUCCAACAUGAUCAUCGACAACACCUGCAUGCAGCUCGUGGCCCACCCCGAGCAGUUCGACGUGAUGGUCAUGCCCAAUCUUUACGGGAACAUCAUAGACAACCUGGCCGCGGGCAUCGUGGGGGGAGCCGGACUGGUGCCCGGUGCGAGUUACAGUUCCGAGUGCGUCAUACACGAGCCGGGUGCUCGUCACACGUUCGGAGAAGCGGUGGGCAAGAACAUUGCCAACCCAACGGCCAUGCUGUUCUGUGCCGUGGGAAUGCUGCGUCACGUCAACCUCGUAUAUUAUGCAAACAUCGUAGCGGAGGCUGUCGAGAACGUAUUGAAGGAAGGUAAAGUGAGAACGAGAGAUUUGGGAGGAUACUCUAGCACAACAGAUUUUACUCAGGCAGUGAUUGAACAUCUGCCGCAUUAACAUCAUCUUCUAUAGAUAGUGAAUGUAGGAGGCUUUUUUGUGAUAUAUCAAAUACUCCUUCUAGAAGAACUUUAUUGUGAAUAGUUUAGAAUGACUAAAAAGUAUUGUAUCAUCUGGUUUUCAUGCCAAAGGGUAUUUGUGAUUAUAAUUUUCCUUUCCCAUUUUUACAAAGUUUAUUAUAAAGUCUAUGUAUGAGAAA